This is a messenger RNA of Abrus precatorius (Indian licorice), 2521 nucleotides long. Its product is annotated as O-fucosyltransferase 35. The transcript has 9 exons. Lineage: Eukaryota; Viridiplantae; Streptophyta; Magnoliopsida; Fabales; Fabaceae. Gene Ontology annotation, cellular component: Golgi apparatus; cytoplasm; chloroplast. Bases 231 to 2120 code for a protein of 629 amino acids. The record is from RefSeq and is a predicted model, not a curated record.
UCAAUGAUCAGAACCCGAAUCAUUAUUGAUCACACUCAAAUUUGAGAUUUUUUUUUUUUAAUUUGUUUCCUUAAGGAAAAGAGAAAACAAGAACUAGGAACAAUCUGCGAAGCAUUGCAUAUAUCUCGAAUUUCGGACACGUAAUAAAGGAGAGAGAGAAAGAGAGAAGAAAAUGGAGAAGUAGAAUAUACAAGUACAAGCACAAGUGCAGAAGCUUCGGUGUAACUCUAAUGGCGAUAUUCUCUGAAUCAAAUCAUCAUCACAACAGUUCCGAUGGAGUUUCCCAGCGAGUCAACAGCCCGCGUUACUCGGGUCCAAUGACUCGCCGCGCUCACUCCUUCAAACGAAACAAUAACAGCAACUCCCACGGCGGCGCCGUCACCGGCCCCGCCGGUGGCGGCGGCGCUCUCAGUUCCCACAAUGAGAUUGAACUUCAAAUCAACUCACCCAGAUCGGAAGAAGGGUUUGAACCUGUGCCUGAGAGGAGGCACGUGCACCAUCACGUGAGCCAGAGAAUGCACGUGAGAGGGUUGUUGAAGAAACCUCUUGAAUCCAUUGUUGUGGAUUUGGGGUUGAGGGAGAGGAAGAAAAUUGGGCAUUGGAUGUUCCUAGUGUUUUGUGGGGUGUGCUUGUUGAUGGGUGUUCUUAAGAUGUGUGCCACUGGUUGGCUUGGAUCUGCUAUAGAAAGAGCUCAAUCAUCUAAUCAGGAACUGUCUAAAUCCAUUGCUAGUCUAAAGCUAACGGAUCGAAGCUCCCUUGGUUAUGCAUAUAGGGAGGGAGCAGGUGAUGUUGAACGAACUCUAAAGACAGUAGCAACAAGAGUAGAUGGCGGCCAUAGUGCAAUAUCUGAAGACUCGGGUAUCUGGUCUAAACCCAACAGUGACAAUUUCACCCAAUGCAUAGAUCUGCCAAGUAAUCAUAAAAAGCUAGAUGCAAAGACCAAUGGAUACAUUAUUGUAAAUGCAAAUGGUGGCCUGAAUCAGAUGAGAUUUGGGAUAUGUGAUAUGGUUGCUGUUGCUAAGAUUAUGAAGGCAACACUUGUUCUUCCUUCUCUUGAUCACACCUCCUACUGGGCUGACAACAGUGGCUUCAAGGAUUUGUUUGACUGGAAGCAUUUUAUUGAUACACUGAAGGAUGAUGUCCACAUAAUUGAGAAAUUACCUCCUGCUUAUGCUGGAAUUGAGCCUUUCUCAAAAACUCCAAUAUCUUGGUCCAAGGUUAAUUAUUAUAAAACUGAGGUUCUCCCUCUCCUAAAUCAGCACAAAGUAAUCUAUUUCACUCAUACUGAUUCCCGGCUUGCUAACAAUGACAUCAGAAAUUCCAUACAGAAACUAAGAUGCCGUGUAAAUUACAGAGCAUUGAAAUAUUCAGCUCCGAUUGAAGAAUUUGGAAACACAUUGGUAUCUAGAAUGCAACAGAAUGGAAAUCCUUAUCUUGCUCUUCAUUUGAGAUAUGAGAAGGAUAUGCUUGCAUUUACAGGCUGCAGCCACAAUUUGACUGCAGAAGAAGGUGAAGAACUAAGACAAAUGCGAUAUGAAGUCAGUCACUGGAAGGAGAAAGAGAUUAAUGGGACGGAGAGAAGAUUGCUUGGAGGUUGUCCGUUAACUCCAAGGGAAACUUCGCUUUUACUUAAAGCAUUGGGUUUUCCAUCACACACCAGGAUUUAUCUGGUAGCUGGAGAAGCAUAUGGAAGAGGAAGUAUGAAAUAUCUUGAGGAUGAUUUCCCCAACAUUUUUUCUCAUUCCUCUCUCUCUUCUGAAGAAGAGUUGAUUCCUUUCAAGAAUCAUCAGAACAUGUUGGCUGGUAUAGACUAUGUUGUUGCCCUUGAGAGUGACGUAUUUCUCUACACUUAUGAUGGAAAUAUGGCAAAGGCUGUACAAGGUCACAGGCGCUUUGAUAACUUUAAGAAAACCAUCAGUCCAGACAAGAUGAAUUUUGUUAAACUUGUUGAUCAGUUGGAUGAAGGAAAAAUUUCUUGGAAAAAGUUCAGCUCCAAGGUAAAAAAGCUUCACAAAGACCGAAUUGGUGCUCCUUAUCCAAGGGAGCCUGGUGAAUUUCCAAAGCUCGAGGAAAGUUUUUAUGCAAAUCCGCUGCCAGGAUGCAUUUGUGAAACAAGAUAGUACUAGAGACUCCUCUGAAGGCUAUCUGUCUUGUGGCGGCAUGACAAGACUGCAAUCAAAAGACAUUGUGGCUGUGCUGUGAUAUUUUUCAAUACUUGUGUCUUGACUCUUGAGGAGAUGGCAAUGUGAAUGUUCAAAAGCUGGGUUAUCUGGUUUAGAUUGCCUGGCUGUUGGGAUAAGAUUACAGUUGGCCAAGGUGUGGGGGUAAGAAACUGAGAUUCCUAGCUGUACCUUUAGAAUUAAGGAUCAUUCACGGACAGGCCAGAAUAUACCACUGUCAAUACUUGCAAUAGAAAUUAAACACCAUACCAUAUUAAGCUACCUCAUCCCUAAACACACUUGAAUGAGGAAGUCUUUCUUUUUUUUUCCUGGAUUGUAUUUUAUUCAAUACUUGUAUUAGC